Thlaspi arvense is the source of this 2542-nucleotide messenger RNA. The record is from the annotation of a GenBank genome assembly. NCBI's taxonomy places the organism in Eukaryota, Viridiplantae, Streptophyta, Magnoliopsida, Brassicales, Brassicaceae.
UCUCAACUGACAUUUUCACCCAACUAUGCAGUCUUUGAUUUCUAUUUUUUUUCUCUUCAUUACAGAAGAAUAGGAGACCGAAAGGUCAGAUCAAGUUGAGAGGACAAGAACAAGAGUAUGAAAACAGAGACUCACAAUCUCCUAUGUGUUGUUCUAUUAAUCUCUGUCCUAUCUCUGUUCAUCAAUGGCGCCACAUCAGCAAGAAAACCUCCAGAUCCGUGUAACAGAGUCUGCGGAGGUAUAUCUAUUCCAUUUCCGUUCGGUGUCGGUGGGAAAGAUUGCUAUCUAAACCCGUGGUACGAGGUUGUCUGUAACAGCCCCUCUGUUCCGUUUCUCUCAAGGAUCAACAGAGAAUUAGUGAACAUCUCUCUUCCAGACGCUCAAGAGUACUAUUCUUACGGAGUAGUUCACAUCAAAGGCCCCGUAACUUCCUCUGGCUGUUCUACCGGAACAUCUCAACCGCUUACACCGCCGCCUUUAAACGUUGCCGGCAAAGGCAGCCCUUAUUUUCUCACGGACAAGAACCAACUCGUGGCGGUUGGUUGCAACGCCAAGGCGGUUAUGACGGAUGUCAAAUCACAGAUCAUCGGUUGCAAGUCAAGCUGUAGCGAAAGAAACAGCAGCCACGAAGCAAGAAACAGUAUUUGCAAUGGUGAUAAAUGUUGUCAGACGAGGAUACCGGAAGGGGAGCCACAAGUAAUCGGAGUCAAUUUAGAGAUCCCCGAAGGCAGCAACACAACGGCAGGAGGAUGCAGAGUUGCGUUUCUGACGAGCGAGAAGUAUUCGAGUUUGAAUAUUACGGAGCCAGAACAGUUUCAUGGCGAUGGAUACGCGGUGGUAGAGCUAGGAUGGUACUUUGAUACUUCGGAUUCUCGUGUUUUAAACCCCAUAGGUUGUAAAAACGUGUCAGAUGCAUCAGAUAAUAGCGCGUACUCGUCCGAGACGAGUUGCAUCUGCUCGUACGGCUACUUCUCUGGAUUCAGCUAUAGGAAUUGCUAUUGCAACUCCAUGGGUUACACAGGGAACCCGUUCCUUCCAGGUGGAUGUGUAGAUAUUGAUGAAUGUAAACUAGAAGAAGGACGCAAAAGGUGUAAAGACCAAAGUUGUGUGAACAGGCGCGGUUGGUUUGAGUGCCAGCCCAAGAAACCAGAGCAGCUCAAGCCGGUGUUUCAAGGUGUUCUUAUAGGUUCGGCACUGUUGCUUUUCGCCUUUGGAAUUUUCGGGUUGUACAAGUUCCUUAAAAAGCGUAGGAAGAUGAUCCGAAUGAGAAAGUUCUUCAGGCGUAACGGAGGUAUGUUGUUAAAGCAACAGCUAGCCAGAAAAGAAGGCAAUGUAGAGAUGUCAAGGAUAUUUAGCUCGAGUGAGUUGGAAAAAGCUACUGAUAACUUCAGCAAGAAUAGGGUUCUUGGGCAAGGAGGUCAAGGCACUGUAUACAAGGGAAUGUUGGUUGAUGGUAGAAUUGUUGCUGUGAAAAAGUCGAAAGUUGUGGACGAAGACAGGGUUGAAGAGUUCAUCAAUGAGGUUGUUGUUCUCGCACAAAUCAACCACAGAAACAUUGUGAAACUCUUGGGAUGUUGUCUCGAGACGGAUGUUCCAGUCUUGGUUUAUGAGUUUGUUCCCAACGGAGACUUAGGCAAGCGUCUUCAUGGUGAAUAUGACGAUUUCACGAUGACUUGGGAAGUACGUCUUCACAUUGCCAUCGAUAUCGCUGGGGCUUUGUCCUAUUUGCACUCUGCUGCAUCUUUCCCGAUAUACCACAGAGACAUCAAGACCACCAAUAUACUAUUAGAUGAGAAAUUCCGAGUUAAGGUGUCAGAUUUCGGAACUUCAAGAUCGGUGACCAUAGACCAGACUCACUUGACAACUCAAGUUGCAGGUACUUUUGGGUACGUGGAUCCAGAGUAUUUUCAAUCAAGCAAGUUUACAGACAAAAGUGAUGUGUACAGUUUUGGAGUUGUUCUCGUGGAGCUCUUAACCGGGGGAAAGCCGUCCUCCCAUGUCCGGUCUGAAGAAAACAGAGGAUUUGCAGCUCAUUUUGUCAAGGCCGUGAAAGAGAACAGAGUUCUUGACAUCGUUGACGAACGGAUCAAAGAUGAAUGCAAUCUUGACCAAGUGAUGGCUGUGGCAAAAAUCGCAACAAGGUGUUUAAAUCGAAAAGGGAAAAAGCGACCAAACAUGAGAGAGGUCUCAAUUGAAUUGGAGAGGAUUCGUUCAUCACCUUAUGAACCAGAGGGUCAUAUUGAGGAAGACGAUGAUGAAGAAGAUCAAGCCAUGGAGUUCAACAUUGAUGAUAGUUGGGAUGUUGGUAUGACUGCUCCAGCCUCCAUGUUUAAUAAUGCAUCCCCAACGUCUGACGUUGAGGCAUUAGUUCCUCUACGAACAUGGUGAUGAUCGACUCGAAUCACUGGUGCAUAUAUGUAUAUGUAUCCUCAUUUGAUAAAAAAGAAAUAUUUAUUUUCGAUUACGAAUCUCUGGUUUUCACCAUGUAAUAAUUUUGCAAUAUUAUGGAAUCAAGGAAAAAAACAACUUAAUUGGAUCAUGA